UGAAACAAGAUCAUGUAUUCCCAACCACCACGAAACUACCUCCCAAGUUCAUGAAUCCUACCUUAUCUUCUUCCCUAUAUAAAUCCUUCGCCAUCUCCAUCAUUUCUCACACCCUCCAUCACUCUCUUCCUCAUCACUUCCAUAAUCUACAAACAUGCCUUCUUCUUCUACUACCACGAUCAUCUCCAAAUGCACAAUCUACCCUGAUCAGAAAUCAUCAAUCAAAACACUCAAGCUCUCUGUUUCUGAUCUUCCUAUGCUCUCUUGCCAGUAUAUCCAAAAGGGUGUUCUUCUUUCUUAUCCACCUUACUCGUUUGAUGAUCUCAUUACAUUUCUCAAACGCUCUCUUUCUACUGCUCUUUCUUUCUUCCCUGCUCUCGCCGGUCGUCUCUCGACGGACUCUGAUGGCCAUGUUCAUAUAGUUUGUAAUGAUGCUGGUGUCUAUUUCAUACAAGCUAAAGCUAGGCACCUUUAUAUCGAUAACGUUCUUUCUCCUUCUGAUGUUCCUGAUUGCUUCAAGGGUUUCUUCAGUUUUGAUAAAAUGCUUAGUUAUUCUGGUCACUCUAAUCCCUUGGCUGCAGUUCAGGUCACUGAGCUUGCAGAUGGUGUUUUCAUUGGCUGUAUUGUGAAUCAUGCAGUUACUGAUGGAACUUCGUUUUGGCAUUUCUUUAAUACUUUUGCUGAAAUCUGUAAAGGAGCCAAGAAAAUAUCAAAUUCUCCUGAUUUUAGCCGCGACACCGUUUUCAACUCUCCGGCCGUGCUUAAAUUCCCUGCUGGUGGCCCGAAGAUUACCUUCUCUGGUAACGAGCCAUUGCGUGAGAGAAUUUUCCACUUUAGCAGAGAAGCUAUUCUCAAGCUUAAAUACAAAGCUAAUAACGGUAAUCUCUUAUGUGACCCGGUAGAGAUUUUGGGAAAACAAUGCAAUGACAGUUGGAAAGUCGUUAACGGAGGAGACUUCUCUGAGAAUUUCUUAAAGAACAAAACGAUAGAAAUAUCGUCGUUUCAAUCAUUGUGCGCACAGCUUUGGCGGUCGGUCACACGUGCGAGGAAUCUCUUUCCCUCUAAAACGACAACAUUUCGUAUGGCAGUAAACUGCCGGCAUCGACUCGAGCCGCGACUCCACCCGUACUACUUUGGAAACGCUAUACAGAGCAUUCCCACAGUGGCUCCGGUGGGAGAGCUGCUCUCUCAUAAUUUAAACUGGGGAGCUGAGCUGCUGCACAAAAACGUCGUCGCACAUGACGACGGUACGGUGAGGAAGGGAGUAGCAGAUUGGGAGAGGGAACCACGCUUGUUCCCGCUAGGAAACUUCGACGGUGCAUCAAUCACGAUGGGUAGUUCUCCGAGAUUUCCCAUGUACAAUAAUGAUUUUGGGUGGGGCCGACCUUUGGCCAUUAGGAGUGGUAGAGCCAAUAAAUUUGAUGGUAAGAUUUCAGCUUUUCCGGGGAGAGAAGGGAAUGGGAGUGUGGAUCUGGAGGUUGUUCUGGCACCGGAAACAAUGGCUGGGCUUGAAAUGGAUGGUGAAUUCAUGCAGUACGUAUCGACAAGCGUGUGAGUGAGUUACAGCGUAGUAAAACUGGAAUGGAUUUGGAAGAUGAGAAAAUAUCGGCGAGGUUCGGAUAAAUGGUACACAUUUGAAGGAAUCUGAUUGGAUGGUGGAGGAUGCAGUCGCUGUCAAAAUCGUGGAGGUCAAAUAUGGUGGUGAUGGUUACUGCGGUCGGAUAAAUGAUUUGGACGGUUGUGAUUUUCUGCUUCUUUUUUCUUUUCUUUUUUUUUUUUAUAUAAAAAAUUAAGAAGGAAUAUAAUAGGCAAAACAGCACCGUAUUUGUGCUGUUUGGGCCAGCAGUGUGUGUGUGUGUGUGCGAGUGUUCAAGUGCUUGUAAAUGGGGCAACUGGCAAAACGACAUGAUCAUGGGAAAAGGAACCACAGGUUCUUAAUGUAUGAUGCUUUUUAAUCGA
Molecule: messenger RNA, 1959 nt
Organism: Manihot esculenta (cassava)
Lineage: Eukaryota; Viridiplantae; Streptophyta; Magnoliopsida; Malpighiales; Euphorbiaceae
Product: BAHD acyltransferase DCR
Exons: 1
Coding region: 155-1555 (466 amino acids)
Source: RefSeq, a predicted model, not a curated record